Messenger RNA from Loxodonta africana (African savanna elephant), 2131 nucleotides. RefSeq names its product coiled-coil-helix-coiled-coil-helix domain containing 6 (gene CHCHD6). Gene Ontology annotation, biological process: DNA damage response; cristae formation. The record is from RefSeq and is a predicted model, not a curated record. Bases 120 to 719 code for a protein of 199 amino acids. Gene Ontology annotation, cellular component: mitochondrion; MICOS complex. The transcript is spliced from 7 exons. NCBI's taxonomy places the organism in Eukaryota, Metazoa, Chordata, Mammalia, Proboscidea, Elephantidae.
GGCUGCGGCGCCAGCCGCGAGCGCUGGAAAGUGUGGGGCGCGGGAGGCUAGUGUGGCGUCUACCUGGUGCUCUGGAGCCAGGUCGCGUGGUAGGCCGCCGCCGCCGACCGUCUCCUGCCAUGGGGAGCGCCGAGAGCAGCGAGGGCCGUAGGGUGUCCUUCGGAAUGGAUGAGGAGGAGCGGGUCCGGGUGCUGCAGGGCAUCCGGCUGUCUGAUCAUGUGGUUAACCGUAUGAAGGAUUCCAGUCAGCCUUCAAAAGUGGAGCAGCCAACCCCUCCACCUAGUACUCCACCUCCAUCUUCUGCAUUUGAUUCUCUAGAAGGCAAAGCUAAAGCCCCUGAGAAAGAAUCCAAACCACAAAGGUCAAAGAAUAGUGGGGCAAAGCCCUCAGGGGCAAAGGAAGAUCUACUCAGAAGGUAUGAACAGGAGCAGGCCAUAAUCCAGGAUGAGAUCUUUCAGCUGGCCAAGAGGGAAAGAGAGGCAGCCGCCAAGCACCUGAAUGUGUCCCUUCAGCGUGAGGGGAGCAACAAUGACCGGGAGAAGCAGAAGUCAGCCCAGCUGGCCAGGGAGCUGGAAAGCAUAGAGGCUGAGCUAAGACGCCGUGACACCUUCUAUAAGGAGCAACUGGGGCGCAUUGAAAGGAAGAAUGCCGAGAUGUAUAAAUUGUCUUCAGAGCAAUUCCAUGAGGCAGCUUUGAAAAUGGAGAGCACAAUCAAGUGAAUUUAGAAUCAUUUUGUGAAACUCCCCAACCCCACUUCCAGCUGAAAAAACAUGAUAGAAAGAAAAGAAAAUCUAACAGACUCUUCACUGGGAUAAGUCCAUCCUUUUGAAUAUAGCCAGUCCUGUCAAAUUCCUACCCUUAUUGUUUGUUUUAUUUUGAAGUAAUUUCGGAGCUGUAGAAAUGUUGCAAGAACAACCCAAAGAACUCCUACAUCCCUUAACCCAGGUACCCUAGUUGUUUACAUUUUACACACGAUCACCUUUUCUCCCUGUAUAAAAACAGUGUCUUCAUCUGCUAUGGUGACCAUCACCCCUACGUACUGCAGUCCGUUGUGGACCUCCCAAGGAUGCCCCUCCAUCACCCACACAGCCCUUCCAUUGAGGAAGUCAACAUCAAUUAAAUGCUAACACAUCCACGUUUCACCGGCUACCCCAACAACAUCUCUUUAUUCUUUUUGGCCCAGGAUCCAACCCAGAAAUCUGUCGUAUUUAGUUGUCAUGUGCCAUCAGUCUCCUUUAACGUGGAACAGUUCCUUAGUCUCUCCCUGUCUCUCAUACCUUGACAGUCUCUAGUCUGUCCAUCCAGCAGCCUUUCAUUCUAAAGGGAGACCAUCAGCCUGGGUCCAUCCAAUGUUUCCUCCUAACCAGACUCAAGCCAUGGGUUCUUGGCAGAAAGCCCCCAGAACUGAUGCUGUGCUCUUCCCAGUGCAUCACACAAGAGGCUCGCAUGGUGACCCACCUCACCAUGAGUGGUGUUGACCUUGACCCCAGCCGCAUUGGUGUCUACAUGGUCUCUUCACUGUAAAAGCCUCAUUUCCUUUUGUAUUUGAUUAGUAUUUUGUGGGGAUAUACUCCAUUACUUUGCUGGUAUCCUCAUCAAACCUCCACCCAUCAGCCUUGCAUUCCACUGACAACAGAAGCCUAAAUCAACCACUGCAAUAAUGGUUGUUAAAUAAAUGGUGACUAUUUCAUCAUUUCUUCCACAUUUAUGAAUUGACAUUCUAAGGAAGAAUUCAUUUAUUUGUUUAUGCUAGUAAGGACUCAUUUAUUCAUUGGUUUGUAAUGUAAUACUCUCAUUCAUUUUGGUGCUCAAAAAGUCCCAGGUUUGACCCUUAACAUGGACUUUUCUGUCCUUUUGGCAUGUCUCUUCACUCUCUGAGCACUUUUCUUUCUGGCAGAAGAUGCUCCAGGAUUAUCCUGUUCUUUCUGUCCCAGCCCUGGAAUCAGCUGUUUCUCCAAGGAGCCCUGGUUCCUUUUAUUGGAGAAUGGCAUGAGAAACCAAGAUCUGCUGCCAGAUCAAUGUGGAUUUAGGGGAUUCUGAGGGGUCACUAAGGAACCCUGAUGGUGCAGUGUGUAAAGCACAUGGCUGCUAACUGAAAGGUUGAUGGUUCAAACCCACCAGCCACUCCAUG